AUGGAGGUUGGUGCAGGGUGCAGCAGUUUGUUUCAGGAAAUGCUGUCUUUCAGCGAUGUGGCCAUUGAUUUCUCUGCAGAGGAGUGUGAAUACCUGGACCCUGAUCAGUGGACUUUGUACAAGGAUGUGAUGUUGGAGAAUUUCAGCAACCUUGUGUUCCUGGGACUUGCCUCCUCUAAGCCAUACCUGGUCACAUUUCUGGAGCAAGGACGAGAACCUUCAGAUAUGAAGAGACAAGCAGCAGCUGCCAUGGAAACAGACAAAGAAUUUGGCAUAACACUUCUGUGGAACUCACAACCUAUUAGAUACCAGAAAAUUAAUUUAAGAAUGAAGCCAUAUAAGUGUGAAGAAUGUGGCAAGGCCUUCCGUAUUCCAUCAUUACUUUGUGAACACAUGAGAAUUCACACAGGAGAGAAGCCUGUCAAUUGUGACAUAUGUGGCAAAGCUUUCAGAACUUCAUCAGCAGUUUCUGUACACAAGAAAAUCCACGCAGAAGAGAAACCCUACAGUUGUGAAGUAUGUGGCAAAGCAUUCAGAAGUCCAUCUGCAUUUUCUGUACACAGGAAAAUUCAUACAGGAGAGAAAGGAUACAAGUGUGAAGUGUGUGGCAAGGCCUUCUAUAUUCCAUCACAUCUUUCUGUACACAAGAGGAUUCAUACCGAGAAACCCUACCAGUGUGAAGUGUGUGACAGAGUCUACAGUAGUUCAUCAGGGCUUUUUCAACACAAGAAGAUUCAUAUAGGACAGAAACCCUUCAAGUGUGAAAUAUGUGGCAAGGACUUCUAUUUCCCAUCACGACUUUCUCUUCACAAGAGAGUUCACACAGGAGAGAAACCCUACCAGUGUGAGCUGUGUGGCAAGGCCUUCACUUUUCCGUCAGGACUUUCUCUUCACAAGAGGAUUCAUACAUUAGAGCAACCCUACAAAUGUGAAGUAUGUGGCAAGGCCUUCUAUGUUUCAUCAUUACUUUCUCAUCAUAGGAGGAUUCAUACAGGAGAGAAACCCUUCAAUUGCAAAGUAUGUGGAAAGGCCUUCAAUUGUCCUUCACAGCUUUCUGUGCACAAGAGGAUUCAUACCGGAGAGAAACCCUACCAGUGUGAAGUGUGUGACAAAACCUUCAUUUGUCCAUCAGUACUUUCUCAACACAAGAGAAUUCACACAUGAGAGAAAUUCUACAUGUGUGAGGUAUGUGGCAAGGCCUUCAUUUUUCCACCAGGACUUUGUCUGCACAAGAGUAUUCAUACAUUAGAGAAACCCUACCAGUGUGAUGUAUGUGGCAAGGCCUUCUAUGUUUUAUCAAUACUUUCUCAACAUAGACAGAUUCAUACAGGAGAAACAUCCUACAAAUAUAAAGAAGGUAGAAAAGCCUUAAAUUGUCCAUCAGCGCUGUCUAAACACAAGAGAACUCAUUCAGGAGAGAACCCCUACAAGUGUGAAGUAUGUGGCAAAGCCUACAGGAGUUCAUCAGAAUUUUAUGCACACAAGAAUAUUCAUACAGGAAAAAUAAAGCCACAUAAGUGUGAACAAUGUGGUAAGGCCUUUCGUCUUCCAUCAUCACUUUGUGUACACAAGAGAAUUCAUACAAGAGAGAAACCCUUCAAGUGUGAAGUGUGUGGCCAAGCCUUGUACACUCCAUCAUUACUAUCUAAACACAAAAGAAAUCUUACAGGAGAGAAAUCCUACAAGUGUGAAGUAUGUGGCAAGGCCUUCAAACAUCUAUCAGUCCUGUCUGUUCACAGGAGAGAACCCUACAAGUGGAAAGUGUGUGGCAAGGCUUGCAGGAGUCCAUCAGGGCGAUCUCCACACAAGAGGAUUCAUGAAGGAGAGGAACCCGACAAGUGUGAGGUAUGUGACAAGGCCUUCAAUUUUCCAUCACGACUUUCUGUCCACAAGAGAAUCCAGUCAGCUAAGGGGGAGCAUGCUUCUCCAGCCAAGCAGGAAAGUGAGCUUCCUUCAGCUCCUCAAGCACCAGAAGCACGGGCAGGCUCGGAAAGCUGGGGCGUCCUAGGAGACUGGGCACUCACAGCACAUGGCUUUGGCGUGGUGCCCUCUCCCCUGUCAAACCCGCACCCGUGUGCAGCGGCCCAGCCUAGCUCAGCACAACACCUCCAGGUCAGCUUCUCCAGCCUCCCUGCUAAGCAGCCCAAGUCAGCUCCCUCCAUGGCGGACCCGCCACCUUUCACAGUCCCUCAGAUCUGCAGGACUGUGCUGCUGCACCCUGCACCAACCUUCAUGUCAGGGAUCCAAGAAAUGGUGUCAUUCAGUGACGUGGCCAUUGAUUUCUCUGCAGAGGAGUGUGAAUUGCUGGACCCUGAUCAGUGGACUUUGUACAGGGAUGUGAUGUUGGAGAAUUUCAGCAACCUUGUGUUCCUGGGUCUUGCCUCCUCUAAGCCACACCUGAUCACGUUUUUGGAGCAAGGACAAGGACCUUCAGACAUGAAGAGACAACCAGCAGCUGGCAUGGAAACAGGAAACAAACACUCUACUGACAAAGAAUGUGGCAAAGCACCUCUUUGGAACUCACUACCUAUUAGGCACCAGAAAAUUAAUUUUAAAAAGAAGCCAUAUAAGUGUGAAGAAUGUGGGAAGGCCUUUCAUGCUCCAUCAUUACUUUCAAAACACAAAAUUGUUCAUACAGGAGAGAAACCCUACAAGUGUGAAGUAUGCGGGAAUGCCUUCUAUUUUCCAUUACGACUUUAUCUACACAUGAGAAUUCAUAGAACAGAAAAACCCUUCAAGUGUGAAGCAUGUGGCAAGGCCUUCAAUUAUCCAUCACAACUUUCUCUACACAGUAAGAUUCAUACAGGAGAGAAACCCUACCAGUGUGAGGUAUGUGGCAAGGCCUUCCAUUUUCCAUCAAAACUUUCUCUACACAGUAAAAUCCAUACAAGAGUGAAACCCUACCAGUGUGAGGUAUGUGGAAAGGACUUCAAUCGUCAAUCACGGUUUUCUAAACACAAAAGGAUUCAUGCAGGAGAGAAACCCUAUGGGUGUGAAGUAUGUGGCAAGGGCUUCAGUCGUCAAUCACGACUUUCUGAACACAAAAGGAUUCAUACAGGAGAGAAACCCUACUAUUGUGAAGUGUGUGGCAAUGCCUUCCAUGCGCUAUCAUUACUUUCUAAACACAGAAUGGUUCAUACAGGAGAGAAGCCCUACCAGUGUGAUGUAUGUGACAAAGCCUUCAUAAAUCCAUCAUCACUAUCUGUACACAAGAGGGUUCAUACUAGCCAGAGACUCUACCUGUGUGAAGUAUGUGGCAAGGCCUUCCAUGUUCAAUCACAACUUUCUGAACACAGGAGAAUUCAUACAGGUGAGAAUCCCUACAAGUGUGAAGUGUGUGGCAAGGCCUUCAAUCGUUCAUCACGACUAUCUCUACACAAGAAGAUUCAUUCAGGAGAGAAACCUUAUAAAUGUGAACUAUGUGGCAAAGGCUACAAUACUCCAUCAGGAAUUUCUCUGCACAAGAAGAUUCAUACUGGACAGAAACCCUGCAAAUGUGAAGUAUGUACCAAGGCCUUCUAUUUCCCAUCACAACUUUCUGCACACAUGAGAAUUCAUACUGGUGAGAAUCCCCACAAGUGUGAGGUAUGUGGCAAGGCCUUCGAUCGCCCAUCACGACUUUCUCUACAUAAGAAGAUUCAUUCAGGAGAAAAACCCUUCAAGUGUAAAGUAUGUGGCAAAUCCUACAGCAGUCGAUCCGGACUUUAUUCACACAAGAGUAUUCAUUCAGGAGAGAUACCCUUCAAAAAGAAGCCAUAUAAGUGUGAAGAAUGUGGUAAGGCCUUCCAUUUUCCAUCAUUACUUUGUGUGCACAGGAGAAUUCAUACAGGAGAGAAACCCUACAACUGUGAAGUGUGUGACAAGGCCUUUCAUGCUCCGUCAUUACUUUCAAAACACAAAAGAGUUCAUACAGGACAGAAACCCUACAAGUGUGAUAUAUGUGGAAAGGCCUUCUAUUUUCCGUCACAACUUUCUGAACACAAGAGAAUUCAUACAGGAGAGAAACCCUACAAGUGUGAAGUAUGUGGCAAGGGCUUCUAUUUUCCAUCACGACUUUCUGAACACAAGAGAAUUCAUACAGGAGAGAAACCGUACAAGUGUGAAGUAUGUGGCAAGGCCUUCUAUUUUCCAUCACGACUUUCUGAACACAAGAGGAUUCAUACAGGAGAGAAACCCUAUGUGUGUGAAGUAUGUGGCAAGGCUUUCUAUGGUUCAUACCAACUUUCUGUACACAAGAGAAUUCAUACAGGAGAGAAACCCUACGUGUGUGAAGUAUGUGGCAAGGCCUUCCAAUCUCCAUCAUUACUUUCAAAACACAAAAGAGUUCAUACAGGACAGAAGCCCCACAAAUGUGAAGUGUGUGGGAAGGCCUUCUGUUUUCCAUCACAACUUUCUGAACACAAGAGAAUUCAUACAGGAGAGAAACCCUACCAGUGUGAAGUGUGUGACAAAGCCUAUAGCAGUCCAUCAGGACUUUCUGUCCACAAGAGGAUUCAUACAGGAGAAAAACCCUACAAAUGUGAAGUAUGUGGCAAAACCUUCAAAAGCCCAUCAGUAUUAUCAUCACACAAGAAAAUUCAUACAUGAGAGAAACCCUACCAGUGCCAUGUUUGCGGCAAGGGCUUCUAUGUUCCAUCACAACUUCCUGUGCACAGGGUGGUGUGGGAGGUCCUUGUGUAUUUGUGUUGCUUUCCUUGGUUGAAUAAAGAAACUGCCUUGGCCUUUUGAUAGGGCAGAGCUGAGUUCAAACUUCACUAAAAUAAUACAAAUGCCAAAAUGUUCAUGAAAUGUUUUCUACUUCUUCAGACCCUAAAAGAUAUCAAAAGAGAAAUAGUGUGGAUAGAAACCCUACAAAUAGGGUGAAUGUGAUAA
Chionomys nivalis (European snow vole) is the source of this 4872-nucleotide messenger RNA. RefSeq names its product zinc finger protein 208-like. Gene Ontology annotation, cellular component: nucleus. Gene Ontology annotation, molecular function: DNA-binding transcription activator activity, RNA polymerase II-specific; RNA polymerase II cis-regulatory region sequence-specific DNA binding. The record is from RefSeq and is a predicted model, not a curated record. Gene Ontology annotation, biological process: regulation of transcription by RNA polymerase II. Lineage: Eukaryota; Metazoa; Chordata; Mammalia; Rodentia; Cricetidae.